Triplophysa rosa is the source of this 5630-nucleotide messenger RNA. It is a transcript of the gene fbxw7, whose product is annotated as F-box and WD repeat domain containing 7. Gene Ontology annotation, molecular function: ubiquitin binding. NCBI's taxonomy places the organism in Eukaryota, Metazoa, Chordata, Actinopteri, Cypriniformes, Nemacheilidae. The coding region runs from base 506 to 2788 and encodes 760 amino acids. Gene Ontology annotation, biological process: ubiquitin recycling; proteasome-mediated ubiquitin-dependent protein catabolic process. Gene Ontology annotation, cellular component: nucleus; cytoplasm. The record is from RefSeq and is a predicted model, not a curated record. The transcript has 13 exons.
GACGUACAGGAAUCGGUUGGAUAAAGGCAAUCGCGCUUUAACGGAGAAGCGUUGUAGUAACCAUAGCUUUCUUCAGAUCCGUGAUAUUUAACCUAGGGGUUUUGUUUUUGCAAAAUAUCCGUGAAUAAUUACAGCCACCCCUGGCGCAUGGAUUAAAGAUCUGCGUGUAUCGUAUACACUUUGAUCGGAUAAAAUGUUUGAUCGGUGCCUGUGAAACUUCGACUCGUUUUUGGAGGACCCUUUCAUCUUUCGGUCACACCGGAGUAGAGGAGACACCGGUGUAGCCUGGGCUUUGGAUAAGAUAUCUGGAGAAAGCAACAGUUCCUGUGCAUAUUUAAAUUGGAGCUUUAUUUUCCAUUGUCUUCCCAACAGUUUCCAGGGGGCCAGAAGUGGAGAACCUCAUUUAAAGGACUCGCAGCUAAAAGACGUCUGAAUCAAUGCCAAAUCCUUGUCCUCCUCAGACAGCCUAGCAAAGGUGCAGGAGGUAGCAAGCUGGCUUUUGGAAAUGAACCAGGAUCUGCUGUCUGGGGGCAGCGGCAGCAGGGCGGCCCAGCAGCAGAGGCAGAGGCCCGGGGCAGCAGGGGCAGGUAACGGCACCUCCGGCGGCCGCACAGCCCAGCCCCAGGCGGAGCACAUGAACCAGGUGCAGGAGGAGUCGGAGCAGGAGGCGCAGGAACAGAGACGGGAGCCGGCCGAGGAAGAGGAGGAGGGCGGAAGAGAGCGUCUCAGGGAAGUGCAGGAGCCAUGGCCGUCCGGAGGCGAGGCGGUGGAGGAGGGGCGCAGGAGCGAGGUGAACGGAGAAGAGAAGGGAGCACGGUGGAUGUGGGAGCAGGAGCAGAGAAGACUGCGCAGACGACGUCACGGAGAGGAGGAGAACGAGGAGGAAGAGAACAAUAACAGUGGGAGGGAGGGACAAGGCGGGGCCGGACUGCGUUCUGAGGAGGAUGACGACCGGCCGGAGGAUGAGGAGGAGGGGGAGGAGGAGGAAAUGGACCAAGACAGUGAUGAGUUUGAACAUUCAGAUGAUAGUGGGAGGGAAGAGCAGGAGGAGGAGGCUGAAGAGGAGGAGGAAGACUGUGAAGAAGGCCUCCACUCCCUCAGGACCAGUAUUUCGGACCAUAAUGAUAAUACAGACAAGUCUUCUGGACGACAGCACCAAAGCUCACACUCUUUUGAGAAUAAGAUGAAGAGAAAGUUGGACCAUGGACCUGAGGUUCGAUCUUUCCCUUCAGGAAAAAAACCCUGUCCAAGCCCUACAGGACUGCCAUACCCAGCCACGCCCACGACGUUUGGGGCCUUGCGAGAAGCCAAUGGGCAGGGUCAGCCGAGACGGCGUAUCACAUCCAUCCAGCCCCCCACUGGCCUGCAGGAGUGGCUCCGCACCUUUCAGAGCUGGAGUGGACCGGAGAAGCUGCUUGCGCUGGAUGAGUUGAUUGACAGCUGUGAGCCCACACAGGUCAAACACAUGAUGCAGGUGAUCGAACCACAGUUUCAGAGAGACUUCAUCUCACUGCUGCCCAGAGAGUUGGCCUUACACGUGCUGUCGUUUCUGGAGCCAAAGGAUCUGCUUCAGGCAGCUCAGACGUGCCGUUACUGGCGCAUUCUAGCAGAAGACAACCUGCUCUGGAGGGAGAAGUGCAAGGAAGAAGGUAUUGAUGAGCCUUUGCACAUAAAGAGAAGGAAAGUUAUCAAGCCGGGGUUCACACACAGUCCCUGGAAGAGUGCCUACAUUAGACAACACAGAAUAGACACCAACUGGAGAAGAGGGGACCUCAAAUCACCCAAGGUGUUGAAAGGCCAUGAUGACCAUGUCAUCACCUGUCUGCAGUUCUGUGGAAACCGCAUAGUGAGCGGCUCUGAUGACAACACGCUCAAGGUGUGGUCUGCAGUCACUGGCAAGUGUUUGCGGACAUUAGUGGGCCACACGGGUGGUGUCUGGUCCUCUCAGAUGAGAGACAACAUCAUUAUCAGCGGCUCUACAGACCGAACGCUGAAGGUCUGGAACGCAGAGACGGGAGAAUGUAUCCACACGCUGUAUGGUCAUACCUCAACAGUGCGCUGUAUGCACUUGCAUGAGAAAAGGGUGGUGAGUGGUUCUAGGGACGCCACAUUGCGGGUUUGGGACAUUGAGACGGGUCAGUGUUUGCACGUUCUCAUGGGUCACGUAGCGGCUGUGCGCUGUGUACAGUAUGACGGCCGCAGGGUGGUCAGCGGGGCCUAUGACUUCAUGGUGAAAGUAUGGGACCCUGAAACCGAGACCUGCCUACACACACUCCAGGGUCACACCAAUAGAGUCUACUCCCUACAGUUUGACGGCAUCCACGUGGUGAGCGGUUCGUUGGACACGUCGAUUCGGGUGUGGGACGUAGAGACGGGAAACUGCAUUCACACGCUCACAGGUCAUCAGUCUCUCACCAGCGGCAUGGAGCUUAAAGAUAAUAUCCUGGUCUCGGGAAACGCAGACUCCACAGUCAAGAUCUGGGACAUCAAAACUGGCCAGUGCCUACAGACACUGCAAGGUCCCCACAAACACCAGAGCGCAGUAACGUGCCUGCAGUUCAACAAGAAUUUUGUCAUCACCAGCUCCGACGACGGUACGGUGAAGCUAUGGGACCUGCGAACGGGCGAGUUCAUCCGUAACCUGGUGACGCUGGAGAGCGGGGGCAGCGGAGGGGUGGUCUGGAGGAUCCGCGCCUCCAACACCAAACUGGUCUGCGCGGUGGGCAGCCGUAACGGCACGGAGGAAACCAAACUCCUGGUGCUGGACUUCGACGUGGACAUGAAGUGAGCCGAGCGAUGGGGUCGAACUUAGGGGACUCGUUUGGAAAUUGGGAGGGGAAGCAGAAACCCGCCCUGGGCCUCUGCCCGGGCCAGGACCGAUCGCUCAAUUCAUGGCAUCUCCACCUCCCGAUAAGUUGCCGCCAACAUUUUCUCCCUGUCGUGCCACGGCUCGCUCCGGCCAGAGUUCUGUUCACCUUCUGGAUGGAUUGGGGGGCGGACUCUUACGCACUGCAGCAUUCUGGGAAAGGGGAGGAAACCGAUGACUUGGGAAGACAGGAGCGAGCUACUUCCUGGAUUCUCCCAUUUUCGCUCAAGGCAACAUUGCACAGAGACUUGUUCACUCAAGCCUGACUGAAAUUCACAUCCAUAUGUACAAAUGUUUUUUUGGUUUUUUUUGAUCAAAACAAGUCGACACUGUAUACAUGAGACCCUAUUGCAUCAAUAAGGACAAUUGAGUGAGAAAUAGUGUAUACAAGUACAACAAAAAAUUAGCAGAGUAAGAAUUUGAAGAACUUUGUACUGCAGGAGUGUUUAGAGAGAGAGAGAGAGAGAGAGAGAGAGAGAGAGAGAGUCGAAGGAAGCCAAUUUUGUCAUCAACCUCAGCAUACGCCAAAUAUCCCUUUCUUCCUCAUGCGUUGGUUUUCUUUUGUCUUUUUUUAUAUUAUUUUGGGGGAUUUUGUUUUGCUUUGUUCCCCGCGUCUCUUGGUUUUCACGUCAACAGCUGUGAAAUACAGUGUGCUUUGCAAGUUCAGCAUUUUGUUCCGACUGUUGCAAACAACAGGUCUCAGUAUUAAGCUAAACCCACUGCUGUUUCACGUGUUCGGGUUUUAUUUUUUAAGCGUUGUCAUUUAGUACUCCGUAAGCAGUGCCUCUCUGGAUCCCGGGUCGACCUGCUUUCCUUACGUUUUUCAACCAAUCUGGUUUCGUUAGUUCCUCAGUGCUGGUGCUUUGUGGGAAAUGGGAAUUGUUUUCCCGUAAACUCCUGGGAAUAUGUCCCCCCACACCUUUUCCCAGUACUGUCCAUCCCAGUGGCCAAACUGGAUUUAUGCUGCUAGACACAUGGAAAAAUAUGGUGGAACUUUAACUGGCUGUGACGUUUUAGUCCCAGACUAAAUUCUAAAACUUGUAGAACUUGUAAAAAUGACACAAACCUACCAACAAAAGCAAGACAUCGACAUAACAGCUUCUUUUUUGCCACUGAAACUUGAGCCAAAUGUGCCUCUACGAGGCGUAGAGGAGAGAGAGAUUGUCUUGACAAAGAGACGGGUUUGCCUGCUGGACGAGGAGAAACUAUUUUGCGCGAGCGCGUGGCCGUGCGUGCGUGCGUGUGUGCCGGUGUGUGUUUGAGCAAAUUGUUCGCACAUUCCUUUGGGACAAGAGCUCCGUCGGUCUGUUCUGUGUGGAAAUGUAUGCUUGGACAAACACCGUUCUUGUUUUUAAUUGGUUGAAAAAACGAGAUUGUUGAAACCGCUGUAAAGUUACUGAUGUAAAGAACAUUGUUAAGUUCAUGCAGGUCUUAGUGUACAGAAACGGGCAUCCGAUAUAGUUUUAAGCGCUAGAGCUAACCUGGUCUCCACUGGUGACGCUCUGAUGGUUUUUUGGAAUGGUAAAACAGCGUCAUAGAUAUACAGGACGUAACCGCAUCCGUAGCCAAACAAUUCGUCUCAUCCUCAGUCACACAACUCAAGCUGAACUGUGAAAGUGGUUUAACACUGUAUAUUAAAAGAAAAAAACAAUCUUGUUCUUUCUCCUGUUUUUUUCCUGUUUAAUUUAUAAUCUGGUUUGAGAAAUCAGAUGUUGGAGCUGUUUUGUUUUUUCAGUUAUUGUAAACUGCCUGGCAUAACAGACAGAAAAAAAACCUUAAAGGGAUUGUGUAUUUGUUUGAUUCAUUUAGAAUGUUUAUUUUCUUAUAACUUAAGUGCAAUAAAAUGUGGGUUUUUCUUUUUCAUUUCAAGAAUUUUGGUUGUCUGUGUUCCUCACUGUGUGAAAGUGUCAUGUUGUCCAAUAAAGCUUCUACAGUUUAUUCUGCUUAAAAAGCGUUUCCUAGCGAUGGGGCUUUUUGGUUAGUGUGAUGAUUCAUUUAUCACGGCAGAAGAGCUGCUCAUCUCAGGUCUGCUGGACGCAAUGAGCGCUGCUACAUUUCUCUUCUUGUAGCCCCAGAUACUUCGAAUUGACUGAAUUGGUGAUACGUCAUUAAAAAUGAGGGAGAUCAAAAUAGUUUCUAAACCACUAUGUGCUUGUUCCUCAAAUUCUUUAUAGUCUCUCACAAAUACAUAAUGAUAGUGAAAGUCCUUCACAAUGAACAAAAGUUUAUCUAUUGUGCAAUGAUGCAUUUCACUGUAUCUAUUGCAUAGUCAUCCUGUCGGAUGCUUCAGGAUGUUCGUAGCCUGUUGCCUAGCAAUGGAUCAGCUCUGCUGCUUCGUUACCACACACAUUGCGUUACUAUAACUCAAAUAUGAGGGCCAAAAGCCAAACCUUUAUAUUCAUAACUUCUCUAUACAAUAGUUAGGUUGUUUUAGGCAGGAAAAUAUGUGAAAACAGUCAUUCAUAAGUAGCACUUGAUAUUUCUAUAUUCUGUUUGUUUACCUGACAAAAACAUAUUACCUUAUGUCACGUCAACGAGUAGAAACCAUGAAGUGGAAUUCUUAUUUUAUCUGUUUGUCUUGAGCGAGCGUAACUCUCCCUUAUAGAGGCUGAAUAAAUAAACUGUUGCUAAAUACACUAGUUAAAAACUGUCAGGAUAUUUUGGUGUAUUUGAUGUCAAAGAAACAGCGAAUAUACUGAAGCUGGAUAAAGUGCUCACUCUGCGACACUGGAUCUUAUAGAAAAUAAAUUAUUAUUAUACAGUG